Molecule: messenger RNA, 798 nt
Organism: Didymodactylos carnosus
Lineage: Eukaryota; Metazoa; Rotifera; Eurotatoria; Philodinida; Philodinidae
Source: the annotation of a GenBank genome assembly
AUGCGAAACCAGUAUAGAAGGUUUAUCCUGGGAGGGGGUUUAUGUGAGACAAGGGAUAGUAAUACGUCACAUGGUUCAAAAUUAAUUUAUUUAAUAAAAGGUUUAAGAUUAUCACUACAUAAAGAAAUAGCUCGUACUGAACCGAAAACGCCAUUAGAAUUUAUUGAUGUAGCUCAAAAAGAAGAGCGUUUCGAUCAAUUACAUAUUAACCCUAGUACUACCAAGCGGGUGGGAUAUUUUGUGACAACUGAUCAACAGUUGGUUGGAUUACAAGGAAAAUGUCCUUUUUGUCAAUUUAUCCCCAAAAAACCUGAUAAAUAUGGAAUAAAGCUUUGGUUAUGUGUUGAUGCCGAUUCUUACUAUGUAUUUGAUGCAGUCCCUUAUACUGGACGACAACCUGGUCAAGAUAGACAAAAGAAUAUAGGUGUCAACAUAGUUUUACAACUAACGGAACCACUGUUUGGUUCUGGUAGGAACGUUACAAUGGACAAUUUCUUUACUAGUAUUCCACUAGCAAAACAAUUGAAAGUUCACAAUAUUACCUUGAUAGGAACAUUACGCAGAAAUAAGCCCGAAAUACCCGUAGAAUUUCUCUCAAAUAAAAAUCGCCCAGUUGGCUCUGCAAUGUUCGGUUUCAACGAUAAUCCCACACUAGUUUCAUACGUUCCAAAGAUAAAUAAAGCUGUUUUGUUGCUCUCAUCGAAACAUCAUGACCACAAAGUAGACUCAACAAAUGGGAAGCCACACAUUAUCUUGGAUUAUAAUAAAACCAAGGGUGCUGUCGAUACUGUUGAUUAG